Messenger RNA from Pseudomyrmex gracilis, 2576 nucleotides. RefSeq names its product 5'-nucleotidase domain-containing protein 3 (gene Nt5c). Lineage: Eukaryota; Metazoa; Arthropoda; Insecta; Hymenoptera; Formicidae. The record is from RefSeq and is a predicted model, not a curated record. Gene Ontology annotation, molecular function: 5'-nucleotidase activity. The coding region runs from base 16 to 1590 and encodes 524 amino acids. The transcript has 8 exons.
CGCCAAUCGUCCGUGAUGUUCCACGCGAGAACUGUCGCAACGUCCUGCCGCGUCGCUAAAACAUCGCCGUUUGCGUGGUUACGACACGCCGCCGAUUCCGAUGGAGUGUCCGCGCGGUCGAUGGGCGAUCGCGCCGCCAGUCGUGGUCAAGUAUCGCGCGAAGUCAUGCACGACAAUUACCUGAGAAUACUCGAGAAGUGCAAGUCAAAAAAACUUCCUCAAGAUGUAAAUCCCAAAGGUGUGUUCGCUUGCAACGAGCUUGACUUGAAGGAGGUCCAGGUCUAUGGAUUCGAUUACGAUUACACGCUGGCGUGUUACAAGCCGUCUUUAGACUACCUUCUUUACAAUCUGGGACGUGACAUGCUCAUUAAAAAGUAUAAGUAUCCGGAGGGCAUUGCUGAUCUAAAGUACAGGGAAGACUUCGCCGUUCGCGGCCUUCAUUACGACAUCGAAAAAGGUCUCUUGUUGAAACUCGACAGCUUCUUGCAAAUUCAAUUGGGCACCGUUUAUCGCGGUUUGCAUCGCGUUCCCGACGACGAGGUCCUUCGAAUUUACAAGAACAGAAUAAUGCCGAUUGCGUACGUGGAGGCGCACAAACACCCUCACGACGGUUUGCAGCAAACCAAAAUGGUUCAGUUAGCCGAUUUGUUCUCGGUACCGGAAAUGGGACUCAUGUGCAAUGUGACGGAAUACUUUAUACGAAAUCACAUCGAUUAUCACCCGGAAAUACUGUUUAGAGACGUCAAGAAUUCUGUGCAAACCUGCCAUCCUAUAAUGCAUCGGCUGGUGGAAGAAAAUGUGUCCGAGUACUUGGAACAAAAUAAAGAUCUGAGGCGAUUUUUCGAACGGCUACGAAAUGUCAACAAGAAAAUGUUCCUGGUCACGAACAGUCCUUUCCAUUUUGUAGACAAGGGUAUGAAAUUUUUAGUCGGAGAUAAUUGGAAGGAUUAUUUCGACGUGGUGAUCGUUCAAGCGAGAAAACCGAAGUUCUUCACCGAUGAGUCGCGCCCCUUGAGAAUCUAUGACGAAGUUAACAAAACGCAACUGUGGGAUCGGGUCACCAAACUCAACAAGGGCGUCAUAUAUCUCGAGGGAACGGUGAAACAGCUUCAAGAUAUGACCGAAUGGCGAGGGCAUCAGGUAUUGUAUUUCGGCGAUCAUCCUUACAGCGACUUGGCGGAUGUGACGUUGGAGCACGGCUGGCGAACGGGAGCUAUAAUCCAGGAAUUGACGCACGAAAUCGAGACUCUGAACGAUCCGAAGUUCAAGGAAAACGCGAACUGGCUGCAAAUGUUAACCGGUCUGAUCGAGGAACAUCAGGAUUACGAGGGUCCGGACGUGCAGGACGUGCUGGACGAGUGGAUGAAGGAGCGGGACCAAUUGAGAAACGAGAUCAAGUCCGUCUUCAACAAGCAAUUCGGCUCGGUGUUUCGAACGUAUCACAAUCCGACUUACUUUUCCAGAAGACUGUUUAGAUUUGCCGACAUCUACAUGAGCUCGAUCACGAAUCUCUUAGAAUACUCCACGAGUCACACCUUUUAUCCUAGAAGAGGUGUGAUGCCUCACGAGUACACGAGUUACUUCGUGUAAAGUAUCAGACGCGCAAAUAUCUCUAGAGGAAAAACGAAAUAAAUAUUUUUGUCGUGUUCGUACGUGAGUAAGAAUCGCUUUUUUUUAGAAGAGCGUACAAUCAAAAGUACAUCGAGAUUAUAUUUUGACGAUGAGAAAGAGAACGCUAACAUAGUAUUUGCCGUGAUGUAUUCAACGUCGUAAUGUAGAAUCUACAAGUGUCGACUAUUUGUCCCACGGAAAAUGUCAAUAUUGUUAUUUACGUGUUCAUACUUACGUUGUGUGUACGCGUAACUAAUAAUAAUGACUCUAUCGAUCACCGUUAAUUACAACCGUUAAUUAGAGUUUGUCUUGCAGCUGCGUAGUUACAGCUCAUUUGCACUGAAAUGUAUGUAAACACGAUAGAGUUGACGGACAUAUAAAUCUAUACGAUGUUUUUGCACACAUAUACACACACGUUACAAUCACACAUAUCACACGUUGAACAAAACGAGAGAAUUAACAAUACUAUGACAAUAUUGUAAAGUGAUGUAUUUUAUGUUGUGUAAUGAAAACAUCGCAUAUAGUGUAGAAAACGAAGCAGAGAAUCUGAGCAGUUUACCUCAAGAAAAGUAUUAUUGAGCCGUGAAACCACUCGUUAGGUAGUUUAAGAAAUUGCUAGGUUUUUCAUUAGUAUUUGGUUUUUAGACGAUUAAAUGUGCGCAUAGAAAGAAAUAUUGUGCUUUUGCGCAACUAGAUUGCGAAAAAGAGAUUUGAAGAGAAAAUGCCAUUUAGAUCGUUAAUAUUUAAUUAUAUUUUCAAUGAGAUUUUUAUUAUAAUGCAUUAACGAAUUUAUUUAAGAUAUGCAAUUAGCAACGAAACUUUAGGGAUACAUGUAAAAAAUGUGAAAGUAUUUACACAACCAAGUGCGAAAAAGGAACUCAUGCAAAACUUAUACAUCUCUUAAUUUAAAAUUGAUAUUAUUUUGUCUUCCUCUUUUUUUUUCUUUUUUCUUUGCGAAAUAUCUU